UAGCGCCGCCAGUCUCCAGCAGGUGUUCAACAUGGCGAUCACGGGGAGCGGAUCUCUGGCUUUUUCUCUCUCUCUUGUCGUGAUUUCAGCCGCGUUUCUUCUCAAAGGAGCUGCUGAAGUCGUAACAGUGGAAGAUCAGAACCUGGCAACGGACAACGUGUCUGUGAUCGAGGGCGAGACGGCCACCAUCAGCUGCAGAGUGAAGAACAACGACGACUCGGUCAUCCAGCUCCUCAACCCCAACAGGCAGACCAUCUACUUCAAGGAUGUCAGACCUCUGAAGGACAGCCGGUUCCAGCUGGUGAAUUUCUCUGACAACGAGCUGCGGGUGUCCCUGUCCAACGUGUCACUCUCCGACGAGGGACGCUACGUUUGCCAGCUCUACACGGAUCCUCCCCAGGAAGCCUACGCAGACAUCACUGUCUUGGUUCCUCCAGGCAAUCCGAUCAUCGACAGCCGCGAGGACGUGGUCAGUGAAGGCAACGAGACGGAGCUCACCUGCACGGCCAUCGGCAGCAAACCAGCCGCCUCCAUCAGGUGGAUGAAAGGAGACCAAGAACUGACAGGUGAGACGACGGUGGAGGAGACGUACGACAGGACAUUCAUCGUCACCAGUCGAGUCCGGUUUUCCGUCAGCAAAGAGGACGACGGUGCACCGGUGGACUGCGUCAUCGACCAUCCAGCUGUGAAGGACCUGCUGGCUCAGAGACACCUGGAAGUGAUGUAUAAACCAGAGGUGAAGAUCGUGGUGACGUAUCCUGAAGGUUUAACCAGAGAAGGGGACAAUUUAGAUUUGACGUGCAUCGCUGAAGGAAAACCACAUCCUCAUCAGAUAAACUGGCUCAGGGUGGACGAGGACGUGCCGCCUCACGCCGUGGUCACCGGCUCUGAUCUCUACAUCGAGAACCUCAACAAGUCCUACAACGGCACGUAUCGCUGCGUCGCGUUCAACACGGUGGGCGAGGCCUACGACGACUACAUCCUCUAUGUGUACGGGGUGUCAAACAUACGGCGAAAUCCUAAUCCUCCUAAACUUGACCAGGCCGUUCAACCUAAAGGGAACUCUCUGAAAGUCACUUGGGUCAAGCAGGAUGACGGCGGCUCGCCCAUUUUAUAUUAUCUGGUCCGAUAUAAACCUGAAGUGUGA
Solea senegalensis (Senegalese sole) is the source of this 1147-nucleotide messenger RNA. RefSeq names its product cell adhesion molecule 1-like. The record is from RefSeq and is a predicted model, not a curated record. Lineage: Eukaryota; Metazoa; Chordata; Actinopteri; Pleuronectiformes; Soleidae. Gene Ontology annotation, biological process: detection of stimulus; cell recognition; susceptibility to natural killer cell mediated cytotoxicity. The coding region runs from base 32 to 1147 and encodes 371 amino acids. Gene Ontology annotation, cellular component: synapse; neuron projection; plasma membrane. Gene Ontology annotation, molecular function: signaling receptor binding. The transcript is spliced from 11 exons.